CCACUUAUUCAACGUGAUCCUCAACCGGGAGGCCAUGCUCAACGCCGUGAUGCGCGAGGAUCACCCCGAGAUCGAGAGGCUCAAGGCUCAGCGAAACCGAUUGAAACGUGAGCGAAAUGAAUUCGUUGGCGCAGCAACCCCAAGCCGCCAUAAUCCACUGGCCGGGCACGUACAGCUACCCAACAAUUCUGAAGCAGCCGACGAAGAGGUUGUGCGACACGAUGACUACUCCACGGGAGACGAAGGCAAGGCAAACAGCAUGAGCAUGUGGGACACUAGCGAGGACGAGAUGGAGGACGAUGAAGAUGACUCAGAAGGACUUUCGGAAGAAGACGUGGACUUUGUGGAUGGACCGGGCAAGAUUCUCAAGGAGGAGGAAGAUGAUGAGGAGGUCAAGGAAGCUUCCAAAAACUCUGCAGAGCCAAGCCAACAGAGUGCCGCUUCGGUGGAUCACGAGCCGGAGGCAAAUGCAGGAGCGAAGGUGGUCAAGCAGGAAGAGGCUGAGCACGACGGGAUCAAGAAUUUUGCCGCAAAUUUCCACCCAACUCCUCCACGGCCACGGCCAGUCCCGGAGACAGCGGAGGAAGCGCGUGCAAGGCUCAUGAAACUGGCUUGCCCUUACGAUGAUGAUGAUGAGAGCUCGGAGUCGAGUGACAGCGAUUAAAUUGCAUGAUUCGCGGCUGCUAUAUCUUAACUGUACAGUAUUGUAAUCGCUGUAGUCAGUAAUUGAAUGGAAUGGACCAGUG
This is a messenger RNA of Pseudocercospora fijiensis CIRAD86, 746 nucleotides long. RefSeq lists its product as uncharacterized. Bases 35 to 664 code for a protein of 209 amino acids. The transcript has a single exon. The record is from RefSeq and is a predicted model, not a curated record. Lineage: Eukaryota; Fungi; Ascomycota; Dothideomycetes; Mycosphaerellales; Mycosphaerellaceae.